CGAAUUGGUGGUGGGAUAAGGUCUUAUAGAGAAGGAAAUCGACGUGCGAUAACUUUCUUUCGCUGCCGACAGUUGAGUCUCGUCUCGAGUCGUCUUCCAUUCGCGUCAUGCGUUUCUAUUAGUUCCAGUUCUUCUGAGCCGGGUGCGCGCGCGCGUGCCGUGUGUGUGUGUGUGCUACAAUUUCGUAUCGAGGCGUCCGCGUUACUUUUACGCGCAUUCCGAUACGUGUGUUUGCUUACUUAAGUAUCUAUAGAUACGGAAGACAAUACAGAUUACUUUGGAUUUAAUUUUAAGAGUUUAAUAGUCCAGUAGAUUAGUGAAGAUGUUGGUGAAGACGUUGUGGUUGUUGUUUCUUGCUCGUAUCGGUGGUGAGACGCGGUAUCUUUUACCGGAAGUACCGGAAGUCAUGCAUCCGCCGAUUCCUGACGUUAUGCGGAAUUACAACGACACCGACGAUUUCUUCGAAAAUGUCGACCCGGAAGUCACACCUGGACUUUUCCAGGGCGAUAUGGCAAUGACCAAUGAAGUUUACAACUACUGGCGAGUCGGUCUUAAGUGGGACGUAUUCCCUGACAAAUUAUGGAAGAAUGGAAUCGUUCCCUAUGCUAUCAGUCCACUUUACGAUCCUAUUGAUCAUGUGACGAUUUACAAAGCAAUACGGACUUUAAAUUUCAUGACCUGUGUGAAAUUCAUCCCGUGGAAUGGCAAAGCAAAAGAUUAUUUGUUAAUUUGGCCAAUUCAACAUCCGAAAGGUUGUUGGUCGUUUGUGGGACGUUACGGUGGGACGCAAGUUGUGUCGCUGCAACCUCCGGAUGAAAAUGGUCCCAAUUGUUUGGGCACUGAGGGACGGGCUAUACAUGAACUAAUGCAUGCGUUGGGUGUGUUUCAUGAGCAAUCACGAUGGGAUCGAGAUAAAUUCGUCAAGAUUCAUUACGACAAUAUUAUUCCAAGAUACAAAUCAAACUUUGAUAAACAAAGCCUCGAAAACACCACCUAUAGCUUUGAAUACGACUACAAUUCAAUCAUGCACUACGGCCGUUAUUACUUCAGCAAAAACCGUGGCAAACCAACGAUAACGUCCAAAAUGCCGCACGUGACCAAGCUGGGCCAACGCAAAGCAAUGUCAAAAGGUGACUGCCUCAAACUCAACGAUCUCUACGGCUGCCUCGACAACCCUAAGCUAAAGAAGAAGUACUACAACAUUUGUAAUUUCAUGGGUGUAUAAUAUAAACAUUUAAAACAGA
Molecule: messenger RNA, 1244 nt
Organism: Dalotia coriaria
Lineage: Eukaryota; Metazoa; Arthropoda; Insecta; Coleoptera; Staphylinidae
Product: hatching enzyme 1.2-like
Exons: 4
Coding region: 323-1225 (300 amino acids)
Biological process (GO): proteolysis
Molecular function (GO): metalloendopeptidase activity; zinc ion binding
Source: RefSeq, a predicted model, not a curated record